CUUGGAGCAGCGAGCGGGCGAGCGGACGGGCGGGGGCGGGGCGGCCCGUGCGGCGGCGCGGUAUGGCGGGCGGGGCUCGGGAGGUGCUCACUCUGCAGCUGGGCCAUUUUGCGGGUUUCGUGGGCGCUCACUGGUGGAACCAGCAGGAUGCUGCGCUGGGCCGAGCGGCCGACGCCGAGGAGCCACCGGGAGAGCUGUGCCCCGACGUCCUCUACCGGACGGGCCGGACGCUGCACGGCCAGGAGACCUACACGCCACGACUCAUCCUCGUGGAUCUGAAGGGUAGUCUGAACUCCCUAAAAGAGGAAGGUGGACUGUACAGAGACAAACAGCUGGAUGCUGCAAUAGCAUGGCAGGGGAAGCUCACCACACACACAGAGGAAUCCUGUCCAAAGAACCCUUAUCUCCAGGACCUUUUGAGUGCAGAGGGAGUGCUUAGCGAUGGUGUGUGGCGGGUUAAAUCCAUUCCCGACGGCAAAGGUCCCCCACCACUCACCCCAGCUGCAACUCCAAAACCACUUACGCCCUCAGAGGGCAGCAUCAGAGUGUGGUCGGACUUCCUCCGUGUCCAUCUCCAUCCCCGGAGCAUCUGUGUGAUUCAGAAGUACAACCAUGAUGGGUAUGGGGGUCAGAGGCUGUGUUUGUUUGGCAAGAGAUGCGGUUCCCCACCAGUGCUGGAUGGGGCUCUUGCAGCCAUCUUCCCCCAAACGAAAAACAAAAGAGUUGGAGGCAUUGAGGGCAAGGGUUGUAAGUCUCGGGUCAUGUUUAUUCCUGGCAGGGAGGAAGGUCGCCUGGAGGCUUUUGGCCAAGGGGAGAGUGUCCUGAAGGAACCCAGGUACCUGGAAGAGCUGGAGGACAGGCUGCACUUCUAUGUGGAGGAAUGUGACUACUUGCAGGGCUUCCAGAUCCUCUGUGACCUGCAUGACGGUUUCUCUGGGGUAGGCGCUAAAGCAGCAGAGUUGCUACAAGAUGAAUAUUCAGGGCGCGGAAUCAUAACCUGGGGCCUGCUGCCUGGGCCCUACAGUCUUGGGGAGCCCCAGGAAAACCUCUACCGUCUGAUAAACACAGCUUUUGGUCUGCCCCUUUUGGUCAGUUUGGCUGCUUAUGGCUCUCUUACCUGCCUUAUCCUUGGGCAAGAGCCUGGGCCUGUGACCUCACCUACCUGUCAACUUUCCCCUUACCAGCACUAUGGUGUAAGGCUCAGCACUCUUAUUCUGAGGUACAGGUCCUGGCGCUCCUCACACUAACCGGCAACCUCUCUCUGUCUGUUAUUGGCUCUGUUCGUGACUCCUGGGCUUGAACUCAGCUCUGGUGUGGCCUCUUAGAUCACGGUUUGCUUUGUGUGUCUUGGGAUAAACACAUCCCUGCUUCAUCUCCCAGACCUCAUGGCCAUUAACACUCUGCCUCCAUCCACCCUUUCCAGGUCCAGAAGGCCAAGCAUGACUCUCGGGCUCCUCUUUGGAGGGCACUUUGCCCUUCUCCUGCAGUGUCACAUGGCUAUAACCCUGGACACAGUCCCUGUUCCUAUCGCCUGCGUUCCUCUCCACUUUCCAUGGUUCAUCUCGCUGCUAUGCUGAGCUUCUCUGGGGAAAAGGUGUAUGAAGCUGUACGUGGGGUUUGGUCAGCCCUGUUCAUAACCCUGGUCUGUAAUGUCUCUUCCAUGUCUUUAGGUGAUGACACCAGAGUGAUCAUCCCCUUUCCUUCCUUAGGUUCCAGGCCAGUCCCUUCUUGAUACUCUGCUGCAGUUUAGACACGCUACCCAUAGACCCCACUGUCUGCAUGUAGCAACCCUUCUGGAAUACGAUGCUUUGCCCAGUCAGUGGUGCUGAGAAGUAUAAACAGAGCUUAACACAAGGGCACAGAUAGAUGGCAUUCCUGAGCUGCGAAGAUCAGGCAGACUCUGGUUUCGGUGGCAAUCCCUCCGUAUCCCAGUGCCUUAUGCUUCAGGUAAGCCUAAACAGUACUUGCCUUCUUCAUCUCCUCCAGGAAGCCCAUGGUAUUCCAGAGGCAAAAGGCUAUGAAAUAGGUUAGGGGACGAGAGAAGGGAAGGGCUCAGGCCAAGAAGACAACAAAGAAAGCAGGGCAGGAAGGACUACCUCAGUGAUCUCUUGGGGAAGGCAGUCUGCGCAGCCCUGGAGGACCUUGAUGAUCUUCUGGUGGUGCGAGGGAUUCUCUGCGAAGCAAAUCUCCAGCUACCGAAGGAAUUUGCGACUCUUCUCAAAAGCCUGCUGCUCCUCAAACUACCAGAGUGAAAGCAGGCAAAGGGGGGGCCACUUUACAGCCAGAGCAGGCCUUGAGGAUUCUAAGGAUAAGAACCAGUGAGCCGGGGCGUGGGGGACAAAACCUAGUGUACAGCCCCAGUUUACAACGUUAGUUCCCAACUGUGAAGUCUCAUUUAAAACCCUAGCAUCCAUCCACGUUGGGCAACUGGUGGCAUCCAACCAAAGUAAAUAUGAUGUGAAUAAAAGAUCCAAAAGAUG
This is a messenger RNA of Carlito syrichta (Philippine tarsier), 2480 nucleotides long. Its product is annotated as protein misato homolog 1-like. The record is from RefSeq and is a predicted model, not a curated record. Gene Ontology annotation, biological process: mitochondrion distribution. Bases 63 to 1247 code for a protein of 394 amino acids. Lineage: Eukaryota; Metazoa; Chordata; Mammalia; Primates; Tarsiidae. Gene Ontology annotation, cellular component: cytoplasm. The transcript has 9 exons.